Messenger RNA from Sphaeramia orbicularis (orbiculate cardinalfish), 8346 nucleotides. RefSeq names its product meiosis regulator and mRNA stability factor 1 (gene marf1). The coding region runs from base 148 to 5721 and encodes 1857 amino acids. NCBI's taxonomy places the organism in Eukaryota, Metazoa, Chordata, Actinopteri, Kurtiformes, Apogonidae. Gene Ontology annotation, biological process: regulation of gene expression. Gene Ontology annotation, molecular function: RNA binding; RNA nuclease activity; CCR4-NOT complex binding. The transcript is spliced from 27 exons. The record is from RefSeq and is a predicted model, not a curated record. Gene Ontology annotation, cellular component: peroxisome; cytoplasm.
GCAGAAAGUACGUUACAAAAAGAUCCGUGUUUCUAGGGAGACUAGAGGGGAAUGGUCCUGUGAGGAAGAUGUGAAAUACGAGCAUUUACCAGGAAAGCAUGAGAGAGAAGAGAGAUGAAAGUAUGGUGAAAUACCUUUCUGGGUUAUAUGAUGGAAGGACUGGGAAAGGAGAGAUCCAUAUGCAGCCCUAGACCCUUUCCAUGGCUUGGUCCCACCAAAACAGAAGCUUCAACCCUGCUAUGGAAACUCAAAGAUUGCUUCUCCACCAAAGAUACAACUGCCUCUACUCGUACAGAUAAACAAAACGGUUACAUGGACAACAGCAAGGCUGUAUUGGACUUAAAAGAUGUCCCUCCUCCUCCUCCUCCUCUUCCUCCUCUGCAUCAUAGUUCUUCCUCCCAAUCAUCCCAGCACUUCCCUCUGGCCCCUCUCCCUCUGCCUCCUCCCUGCUUGCCUUCUCCUCAGCUUACACAAGAUUCCCAUCAACAGUCACCACCACCACCACCACCACAGCAGCAAGAGGGGGCUAGCCCCAGUGUAAGCAUCUGUACUCAUUGUGACUACUGCGGCACAGAGGGCUAUGGGCUCUUAGGUGGUGGAGGUGUAGUUAGUAGCAGUAGCAACAUUACUGGUGUUGUCUCACUUUAUAUGGCCCCAGGCUCUCUGGAAAUUCCCAGAAGCAGCAACAGUAGUAGUAAUAUUUGCAGGUCAGGAUCUUGUUCUGUAGCUUCAUCCAUUCAGUAUAAACAUAAUCUAAGCUACGUUAGUGGGACUGGUUACAAACCCCAGCUGCCCUCCUCUGUUGCCACCUCACAGCCUGUUUCAUCGCAUCCCUGCAUCCCCUGCUGCUCAGGACUACUGCACACCUACCCAGCUCUACCUCUUCCUUGCAGUCAGUCUAGGCGGUUUCCCCCAUCAGCCCCUUUGGCCUCCUCUCUUCCAUCUCUUCCCUCUUUAUCUGCUCCAUUGCAUGGCUCUUGCUUGCUCUCUUCUGGCUGCUACACCUGUGGAGUGGACUGCAGUCCCUCAACCAGGAGAUCUCAGAGAAGCUCAGCACUGGGUGAUCAUGCUGCAACCACUACCACCAUCACCACCACAAGCACUUCAUCACACUUCUGCACUAAUCCUAUGCACCUCAAUGUAGAUCGCACGGUUUGUGUGAAGGGGGCACACUACUGCCAGGAGUGCUUGUUAAAGCCCAUGAAUGGUGUAGUGUCAGAGUCAGACAAGGUGUGGCCCAACGUUCCUGUUCCUCAGACUGCUCCUAUCCCCAUACCUAUUUGUAACGGAUGCGGUACCUCUGCUGAUGGUAUGGUGCACAUGCCAUCAACAAACCUUGGCAAGACUGGCCAGAAGUAUGGUUCUCCUGAAAGUGGUGGUUCAGAAAACAUCCCUCCAGUGGGGGUUUUCUGGGAUAUUGAGAACUGCAGUGUGCCUAGUGGACGCUCUGCUGUAGCUGUUGUCCAGCGUAUCCGGAACCGAUUCUUUCAGGGUCACCGUGAGGCAGAAUUCAUUUGUGUGUGUGACAUCAGUAAAGAGAGUAAAGCUGUCAUCCAAGAGCUGAACAACUGCCAGGUUACUGUUGCACAUAUUAAUGCCACAGCCAAGAAUGCAGCAGAUGACAAACUUCGCCAAAGCCUGCGACGCUUUGCUGAGACCCAUACUGCACCUGCAACUGUUGUAUUAGUAUCCUCGGAUGUAAAUUUUGCAAGUGAGCUGAGUGACCUGCGUCAUCGCCAUGGUUUCCAGGUUAUCCUUGUCCAUGGCAAUCAUACAUCACCAGCUCUACUGCAGCAUGCCCACCACCAUGUGGCCUUCCAGGAGAUCACAGCUGAUCUGCCACCACGAAUGCUUGUCAAAGCACAGCCCAGUUUCAACCUCCUCUAUGUGCACAACCUCCCUGUCAACUGUGACAAGAGUCUGCGCAACGCUGUGAAGCUCAGGCUCCGUCGUCUGUCAGACAACUGUGGUGGCAAGGUGUUGGGCAUGUCCCAGGGCACAGCAGUCCUCCGUUUUGGCAGCCCUGAGGCAGCUGCCCGUGCCCGAAAGCGAAUGGAAAAUGAGGAUGUGUUUGGCCGCCGCAUCAGCCUCUCCUUCUCCCCACGGCCCAGAGACGAUGCAAGUCCUGAGCCUGAGCUUCAGUCUCAGCCCCGUCAUUUGCUUCAGACUCUGCCCCAGCCCUUUCAAAUCCAGGAGACAUUGUUCGUCCCACCCCCAUGCAUUUCCUCCUUCUCUUUUCUGCCCCUGGAGAAGCCCAGGUCACCCAGGAGGCCACGGCGAGCAACCCGCCCAGUGUCAGAAAGGCCCUACAGCCCCAGGAGAGGGUGCAGUGGGCCUCCCGGUGGUGCUCCAUUCAAACCCCAUCAGGAGGUGGGUAGUGUAGAGACCAAGCCUAAAAUGGGCUUUCACCAUCUGGAGAAAGGGCGCGCUGCUUCUUCUUCCCCCCACAGCAAUGAUGAGACAGGAACUCUGGAGCAACUGUCUAAGCCUGGUCUCUCUGGAGAAUGCAUGUACAGACGGAGAAGAGACGGCUCCAAUCCUCGAAGUGUGAUGGAAUCCCCUGCUGAACAAGGAGAGGAGAGCCUGGGGGAGUUCCAGAUUAGCACACCCUCUGCCUUCAGCAAGUUGAACCUGCACAGGAGCUUCAGUCCCCUUGUCCUGUCUCAGGGAUCAUGGUCUUCAAGGAGUGCAUCCCCUUGUCUGUCCAGUCGCUCUUCACCCUUGCUUGCUCCCCCCCGUAGUCCCUGUCCUGAAGGACCUUCUGAGUCUUUCUCAGAGGGGGGUGAGGUCCAGGUGGCCAACCUGGACUACAGAAUGUCCCGCAAGGAUCUCCAGCAGACUCUACAUGACACCUUCUCCAGAUAUGGAAGGGUGAAAGCUGUAGAGCUUAGCCCCCACACUGACUACCAGCUGAAAGCCACAGUUCAGAUGUCGUCUUUGCAGCAGGCUAUCAGCGUCGUCAGUGGCUUGCACCGUUAUAAGAUUGGAGGGAAGCGCAUUCAGGUUUCUCUGGUCCCUGGUGGUAACAGCAAAUCCCUUGCCAUGCUCAGCACAGAGAUAAUCUGCAUUCUUCAGGACGCACCUGCCAACUGCCUUCCCCUGUUCAAGUUCACAGAGAUCUAUGAGAAGAAAUAUUCUCGGAAGCUUGUGGUUGGGGAUCUGCAGAGGCUGCCAGAGGUGGUGACCAUACGAGAGCAGGGAGGCUCGCGCCUUGUGUGCCUUUUACCCAGCAGCCAAAUCCGUCAGAGCCCAUUAGGAUCAUCUCAGUCUCAGGAGGGCUCCUCAACUAGCGGCAGUCCUGUGGUGUUCGAGGAGCUAGAAUACCAUGAACCUGUCUGCAGACAACACUACACACAGCAGGACUUCAGUGAGGCUGACUUUGACCCUGACUCCUACAAAAUUCCAUUCGUUGUUAUGUCUCUGAGCACCUUGGCCUCUGAGGUCCACAGCCUGUUGCAGUCACACGAGGGCACUCUUCCACUGCUCAGUUUUCCAGACUGCUAUGCUGCAAAAUUCAGCCCCUUGCAGUUGGGAAAUGAGUCCCUUGAGGGUGGCGUUCCACUGGAGCACCUCAUUACUUGUGUUCCCAGCAUCACAGUAGUCACAGCUCAGAAUGGCUUCAAAGUCAUCAAGUGGAUCCACAAUAAACCUCCAGCACCAAACUCUGAACCAUGGAUUCAACGCUGCAAGAGUCCAGUGGGCAACCCUCAGCUGAUCCAGUUCAGCCGAGAGAUUAUUGACCUGUUAAAGAGCCAGCCUUCUUGCGUCAUGCCCAUCAGCAAGUUCAUACCUUCAUACCACCAUCACUUUGCCAAGCAGUGCCGUGUCUCAGACUACGGCUACUCAAAGCUGUUGGAGCUGCUGGAGGCUGUGCCACAUGUUUUGCAGAUCUUGGGCAUGGGUACCAAACGUCUCCUGACUCUGACCCACCGUGCUCAAGUGAAACGUUUCACCCAAGACCUGCUCAAACUCCUCAAAUUUCAAGCAAGCAAACAAGUGGCAAUCAAGGACUUCAUGCAGGCAUACCACUGGUGCUUCUCCAGAGACUGGCGGGUAGUCGACUACGGCAUAUGUGAGCUAAUGGACCUACUAACUGAAAUUCCUGACACAACAAUCACUAUUACACACCAGGAAUCAAACAUCAUCAUCUCUGUUCCUAAGAGAGAACGUACACCAGAGGAGAUCGACCACACCAAGCAGUUUGGGAAGGAGGUGGUGGAUCUGCUCCGUCACCAGCCUCACUGCAGAAUGCCCUUCAGCAAGUUCAUCCCCACCUACCACCACCACUUCGGUCGACAGUGCAAGCUCAGCUACUACGGCUUCACUAAACUCAUCGAGCUCUUUGAGGCCAUCCCUGACGUACUGAUGGUGCUGGAGUGUGGUGAAGAGAAAGUGCUGACUCUAACUGAAGUAGAGCGUGUCAAGGCACUCGCCGCUCAGCUGGUCAAGCUACUGCGUGCUCAAAAAAACUCCAGCCUUCCCGUCAGCCAGCUGCUCACAGAGUACAGCAAGACUUUUGGUUAUGGACUCCGCUUGCAGGACUACGAUGCCAGCUCCCUACCUGCUCUACUAACUAAACUCUGCCAUGUUGUCAAGGUAGUGGAUGGAUCCGAAGGUCGCGAAGUGCAACUGAUAAACAGGAAGUCUCUGAGAUUGCUGACCUCGCAGCUACUGGCACUGCUCAUGUCCCAGGAAGACGAUCAGGUCUCCAAAGGACUGAGGGUGGAGGAGCUCACCCAGCACUACCUGACGGUCCACGGAACCACACUCAACCCAUGUGAAUAUGGGUUUCUCUCCCUCAGUGAGUUACUCAAGAGCCUGCCUUAUCUUGUGGAGCUGUACCAUGAAGAAAAGGACUACAGCAGUACAGGGGGCAACACAGCUAGCGUGUGCAGUGAGGAGUGGGUGCGGCUAACCAGGCUUUACCAGUUUUCUCGUAACGUCCGUGCGCUGCUCCACACCUACCAUUACAACCAGAUCUUCCUCACUGAGUUCCAGGGAGCUUACAGCAAAUUCACAGGCUGCAACCUUGAACCACGUUCAUAUGGAUACAGCAGCACUGAUGAGCUCCUCAGUGCCAUUCCACAGGUGGUCUGGAUCAAAGGGCACAGUCAUAAGAGGAUUAUCGUUUUGAAGAACGAUAUGAAAGCAAGGGCAAGCUCUUCAGUCUCCAAUAGCCCCCUCCCUGAUGAUAACACUGAAAGCCCACGAGACAGCCUGGUUAGCAGUGCUAACUCUGGAGCCAACAGUCCAGGUGCCGAUGUAGUUGCAGAGUCAGAGUUGUUGUGCCUGACGUCCCCAGUAGACCUGCUGUGUGGUCCUGUACCAUCCUGCUUACCAUCCCCUCAGCUCCACCCUGACCCUGUUCUCCAGCAGACGGACCUAAUCCACUUUGAGGAGAGACCGCCAUCAAUCUGUGCUUGUGUCUUUCAGAAUAUAACAAAGCUGAGGCUGCAGCUGAAACCAUGUCUGAUCUGCCUGAACAACCUGGCACCGUGGAGAGCUCUGAAGACCCCAAACAGCCCCCCACAACGAAACCACCACUGUCCUCAGACAGUCCGAACAGAAGAGCGUCCCGCAGCAGAUUCAAGCUCGCUGCCAACUUCUCAUUCCCACCAGGUCUCUGAUUCAUUCACAUGUACAGUCAAUGUGCUCACUAGGAACACAUACAAGUCCACACAUGGUGUAACUCUAAAUAGAAGAGUUAACUGGCUACAUUAAACACACCACACAGGUAUGGCCCAUAGGAGCACUGGCAUCGUCCUCUCUAUAUCCCAACAGGCUGUUGCUUUCUUCAUCUCUCAAUGACCUUUCUCUAAUUUCUUAUUUCAGUGUUCUUCUAGUGACAUUCACCAAAUUGGGAAUUUUCGUGUUGCAGAUUUUCUGCAGUUGUUUAAUUUGCCAAAUCCAUCUAACCUGUAUUUGAUUUAAUCUAGACAGAAGUUAAAUUGUAUUUCUGUGAACAUGCAUUUUCUGGUUGAAAGAGAACACCGACUGGUUUACAGAGAAUCAUGAAUGCAGAGUCUAAAAUGAGUUGGUUGUCACUGUAAUCAGACUAUUGGUUAACAUAGUACAAUGAGGGGAAUGAGUCACAAUGUUUUCUUUACUAAAUCCAAGAAGUGUAGGUGCCCAAAUCAAUCAAGGGUAAUGGAGAUGUUGUGUUUCAUGUAUCAUAACUUAAAUGAAAUAAUCCGUUUUUGGAGAUGCAGUCGUAAAUUUAAGCUGUUCUGUUCUGAACUCAUUUCCGAUUUGUUUUUCGAGGUAACCAGACAUGUCAGACAGAGCAAGUCCUAAGCACCUGCCUGUUUGAUUUUUCCAGUCUCUUUGGGCAAAGAUUCAUUUAAUAGUUAAGAGUUAGUUUCUCUUUGAGGUAUAUUCUUGGCUUUCAUCUCUGUAAAUCAGCCUAAGGACAGAUUUCAGUUCCAUUUAGUGCAGGGUAUUGUCCUUAAUGUAUGGCAUGUUUUGUGGCUGAUAUGACUGAAGAAGUAAACAUGAACUGUUCUGGUGUGUCUUUCACUAAUGGACAGUUAAACCAUGGGUGGAAAGGUUUUUACUGAUGUUGCAACAAGCACUACUCUUGAAUUUUUUUUUUAUUCUUGUAGAGUUUAGACUUAAUUUAUAGCAAAGAUCUCGAAGAGCUGAGAGAAAAGGGUGGCUCUGAAACAUUCUGGCCUUGUGUGUGUGCUUGGGCAGCUGGAACUGUUUGUGUUUAGCCAGCAGCCGAUGUGAUUUUAGCUGUGUUUUGUCUGUUUGCAUGUGGUUUACACUAGAAGGUGGUGUGAAAUAUGCAUGGUGUGCAUACAUGAGUUUAUGCAUGGUGUAAGCCCAGGAGGAGCAGACAGGAGUGUGGGAUGACGAGACAAGAGCAUUCUCUAAGAUCAGUCUUUUUAUUUAGGGACUGUGCAGUUGGCGUCAACUACGCAGCCGCCACAUAUAUGCUCAAGGUUUUUGAGUGAACCUUGUUGCUGAAAGGUGAUGCAUCUGAGGCGCCGUCCACACUGCCCGAGUUUAAGAGUGGAAGGGGAGCACUGAGCACUCCUGAGUUUUGAUUUUUAAUGAUGAUGCGAAUGGCAGUACGUUUUUUUUUUAGAGAACAGAGAUGGGGUGGGAGGUGGUUGGCCGUGUGGAGGAGCAGGGGGCUCUGGGAAUCCUCCUGAACAGACCGGCGUGUACAGAGGACCCUCUGCGGCUCUCUGGAACCUGCCUGGCUUUUACAAUGGCUUGUAUUUGCCACGGCGCUGAAGGAACUGCCACCAUACCUCUCCAUCACUCACAUCUCAAGCUGAGGAGUUUUUACUUACUAUCGUGUUUUUGUUUUCCUCCGUCUCGAGUGUUUACGUGACUGGCUGCUGGAAUGCCACCAGAUGAAGUUGGCUGCCCAUGAAGUUCAGCAUGAUCCGUCAAAGGGCUGCGACUGUUUGUGUUGGGACAAAUGUUUAUAAAUGGGUAUGAGCCCAUUUUAAUCAGUGUCAGGUUUAGCCAGUGUUUGCAGUAUAAGUUUUCUUCAUCUGACUUGAUUUGUGACUUUUUUGCAAAAAGCCUUUAAAGUUGACGUACAUCCCACCUGUCGACUGACCGAUCACAUGUCUUAUAUACCCGUCAGCUUGUUUUUAAUGAGGGCUGUUACUGCUUAGUGUCUCCUGCAACCUUUACUGACUGUCUGGAAACCUCUUUGAUUAUGGAAUGAGCAGUUCAGAAUAAUGAAUUAUUUAGGAAUUGGAUUGGAUGAAUAAUAAAUUGUGGCUUAAAAUACUUUCAAGAUAUAUCUAGAUUUAACUUCGACAGAAUGUACGGAAUGUUUUUGUGCAUCUGAGCAAACCCCAGCUCUUCCUCAGAGUACCUCAGUGACAACCAACUUAUUUAAUGUUCUAUCUUUGGCUACAUCAGUGAGAAACUAUUGUAUUAGUCUAAAAUAUGCACUUCUGCAUAUUGAUGCAUAUUUGAAAUUGGUUAGUGAUGAUUGAGAGGUCUGGAACACUUUCUUGCGACCUCUGUCUUGGUGAAUUUAAUCGUAACCCCCCCCCCCCCCCCCCCCCCCCCCCAAAAAAAAAAAAAAAAAUUGUUUAUUCCACAUUUUCCUUGCACAAUGGGUUAUCCUACAGUCUUGUGAUCUGUGCUAGAAAAUGUUAAAGCAGCUUCUUACAGCAAUGUCCUUACAAUGUCAACUCCCACCUUUUUGAUCAGUUUUUGUUUUCCUGCAACAAAUGCCUCACAGAUGUCUCCUCUUUACGUCAUCUCCUCCUAAGUUUUAGUUUUUACCACUUUGUCAUGCCAGAAGUCACUGUAACAGUCAAAAGUUGUUGAAGGGACCAAGACAAUUUAUUUAAUAAAGUUCACAAGCAUCAA